GGAUUGCACUGCUUUCCACAGUGGCUGUCUGCGCGAAUCGCUCGCAAUGAGCAUUUCGUAUGCUCCAAGUUUAAGCUCCUGCAUAUAGAGCCUUGCGUCGGGGCGAGUGUAGUAGUAGUUGAAGGAGAAUGCGAGCUGAGCCUGAGUCGGCCAGCCCAUCUCAGUCCAGCGCCAAUGUAGCUAGAGCAGAAGUAGUACUGGUAGUGUGGUUGGUUUCAAUUCACUCGACGAAGAUUUGAAUCGGGCAGAUUGACACUCCGAGAGAUUAGAAUUUGGGCGGGAGAUUUGCGGCUCAAUUCUUUGGAGAUGCCCGCAACGGGGGAGAUGACGGGCUCGGGAGUGGAUGAGAGUGAGCGGAUGGAAGCAGCCAAUGUCACAGGUCGAGAUGGCGGCGGGGUGGAGAAGAGUGGAGCUCUGAUAGCCGUUGCGGAGGUGGGUGAAGUCGACGGGAAAGGAAAGAAGAAGACGAAGGGGAAGAAGGAGAAGGGCGAUGAAGCUGAGCCUAUUCCGCAGGUGUCCUUCUUCCGGCUCUUCGCCUUCGCCGACGGCUUGGACAUCAUUCUCAUGGUGUUCGGCACGCUCGGCGCUAUAGUCCACGGCGCAGCUCUUCCGGUCUUCUUUCUGUUUUUUGGAAAACUGCUCAAUGGUAUCGGAGGGAGCAUUAGUCCCGAAAUCGGUAAACAAACCGUCGACAAGUAUUCGUUGUACUUUCUAUGGCUCGGUUUGGCGACACUCUUCUCAUCGUGGAUGGAGGUUUCGUUUUGGAUGCAAACCGGAGAGAGGCAGUCUGCAAGAUUGAGAGCGAAGUAUUUGGAAGCAUUGUUGAAGCAAGAUGUCGGAUUUUUCGACACCGACACCAGUACGGGAAAAUUCGUCCAGAGCAUCUCUUCCGACCCCCUGAUGGUUCAGGAUGCAAUCAGCGAGAAGAUGGGAAAUUUCGUGCAUUACAUGUCGACGUUCGUAGCGGGCUUCGUCGUGGGAUUCGUUAACGAGUGGACCAUAGCUGUGGUGACUCUGGCAGUUUUGCCUCUCAUUGCUGCGGCAGGAGGCUACUACGCUAUUGCACUGACGGGAUUGACGAGCAAAAGUGCAGAAGCCUACGAAAGAGCCGGAAGCAUCGCUGAGGAGACGAUCGGCCAAGUUCGGACCGUCUACUCUUUCGUCGGCGAGCAGAGAUCCGUCCAGCAUUACAGCCUUUCUCUGGAGAGCACUCUGAAGCUCGGCUACAAAUCGGGCUGGGCCAAGGGAAUUGGAAUGGGUGGCACUUACGGAGUUCUCUUCGGCUGCUGGGCCUUGCUUCUGUGGUACGGAGGUACCCUGGUGCGCAAGGGGAAUCUCAAUGGAGGCGAGGCUCUCUCGUCCAUCUUUCCUGUCAUCAUCGGAGGCCUGUCUCUGGGGCAAGCGAUGCCGAAUGUGUCGGCCUUCGGCAAAGGGAGGGCCGCUGCCUACAAGAUUUUCCAGAUGAUCGAUCACGAACCCACGAUCAACAAGGUCGACCCGACGGCCAAGAGGCUCGAGUCGGUCCAAGGGCUCAUCGAACUUCGUAAUGUGGAAUUCGUGUACCCGUCGAGGCCCGACACGAAAAUUUUCCAGGAUUUUUCUCUCGUCAUUCCUCCCGGGAAGACGGUCGCCAUCGUGGGCAGCAGUGGAUCCGGCAAGAGUACCGUGGUGUCCCUCAUCGAGCGUUUUUACGACCCUAUCGGAGGGCAGGUUUUGUUGGACGGGCAUGAUCUUAAGAGCUUGGACCUGAAGUGGCUCCGAGGGCAAAUCGGGCUCGUCAACCAGGAGCCCGCCCUGUUCGCAACGACAAUAGCGGCGAAUAUCCUCUACGGGAAGGAAGGAGCCAGCGAGAAGGAAAUCGAGGAAGCAGCAAAAGCCGCUAAUGCUCAUUCUUUCAUUGACCAGCUUCCACAACGUUACAUGACACAGGUCGGGGAGAGAGGAGUGCAGUUGUCUGGAGGACAGAAGCAGCGUGUGGCAAUAGCCAGAGCUAUGCUGAAGAACCCCACGGUUUUGCUGCUGGAUGAGGCUACCAGUGCACUGGAUGCUGGGUCCGAGCAGAUAGUGCAAGAAGCACUGGACCGUCUGAUGGUGGGAAGGACGACUGUUGUGGUCGCCCAUCGUCUGUCCACUAUCCGGAAUGCCGACUCCAUCGCGGUGGUUCAAGAAGGGCGCAUCGUGGAGAGAGGGAACCACGCAACUCUCAUCGCGGACCCCAAUGGAGCGUACACUGCACUCGUCCGCCUUCAGGAGAUGGCAGCAACCAGAGGAGAUGGCGGCAGCAUGAAACGAGCCACAUCCGGCAGACAAUCCCAAAUCAGCUUAUCACGAAGUGAAUCUCGCGGUGGAUCUCGACGUACUUCUCGAGGUGCAUCGUUUUCGUUGUACAGAAGUGGAUCUGUUCGGUCGACGACCAGCGUCGAGGAGUCGGAUGUGGGAACACGAGAGAUCGACCUUCCGCCUCCUCCUCCCCCUCCCAAAGCUACACUUAAGCGUCUCAUAGCAAUGAGCAAGCAGGACUGGAUAUACGGCGUCUUUGGAGCCAUAGGAUCGAUCUUAGCAGGAGCUAUUAACCCGGCAUUCGCACUCAUCAUCAGCCAGGUCCUGAAUGCCUACUACAACCCGGACUUCGGGGCCAUGAAGACGGAGGUUUCCAAGUGGGCCCUCGUGUUUGUGGGGGUCGGUGUAGCCUCGCCUUUCGUCUACGUUUGUCAGCAUUACUCGCUGGGAGUUUUUGGCGAGAAUUUGGUGAAGAGCGUCCGCGUGAAGAUGUUCUCAUCGAUUCUGCGCAACGAAAUGGCAUGGUUCGACCGGGAUGAGAACAACAGCAGUCGGGUGGCGGCUCGUCUUUCGUCCGAUGCCACGCAAGUGAGGGCAGCUCUCGGGGACCGCUUGGCGGUGAUUCUGCAAAACGCCUCUCUUAUGACCAUCGCCGUCGUCAUCUCGUUCGUUCUGCAAUGGAAGUUGACUCUGGUCAUGCUCUCCAUCUUCCCGGCUCUCGUCGGUUCUGCCUUCGGCGAGAACUUGUUUUUGAAAGGAUUCGCAGGAGACGUGGCCAAAGCGUACGCGAGAGCCACGCAAGUCGCGGGAGAGGCCGUGGCGAACAUCAGAACGGUGGCCGCAUUCAACGCCGAGGACAAAGUGAGGGGCCUGUUCGAUCAAGAGCUGGUGGGUCCGAACAAGCGCAGUUUCUACAGGGGACAGGUCGCAGGCUUCGGUUUCGGGAUCUCGCAAUUGUUCAUGUACGGCUCGUACGGGCUAGGAUUGUGGUACUCCGGCAGAUUGGUGCAGAAAGGGGAGGCGCAGUUUGGAGACGUGAUCAAAGUGUUCCUGGUGCUCAUCGUCUCGGCGUUCGCCGUGGCUGAGACUCUGGCCCUCACUCCGGACUUCGUAAAAGGAAGUCAAGCCGUGGGGUCGGUGUUCGAGGUUCUCGACCGCAAGACGGCAAUCGACCCCGAUGAUUCCAGCGUUGAGAAAGUGGAGAAGAUGACGGGGGAGAUCGAGCUGAAGCACGUCGCCUUCGCAUAUCCCUCCAGGCCCGACGUGAUUAUCUUCAAGGAUUUGAACUUGAGAGUGCGCUCCGGCCAGAGCCUUGCGCUGGUGGGCUCCAGCGGCUCGGGCAAAAGCUCGGUCAUAGCUCUCCUCGAGAGAUUCUACGAUCCCUUGUCCGGACGGGUCAUGAUCGACGGGAAAGACAUUCGCUCGUACAACUUGAAGUCUCUCCGCCAGCACAUCGCCCUCGUGCAACAAGAGCCUGCGCUUUUCGCCACCACCAUCUAUGAAAACAUCGUCUACGGAAGAGCCGGAGCCUCGGAGGCCGAAGUGAUCGAGGCAGCAAAAGCUGCCAAUGCUCACAACUACAUCAGUGGUCUGCCGAUGGGGUACCAAACGGAGGUCGGGGAACGAGGGGUGCAGCUCUCUGGAGGUCAGAAACAGAGAGUGGCCAUCGCCAGAGCCGUGCUGAAGGACCCGGCCAUCCUGCUCCUGGACGAGGCUACGUCUGCUUUGGAUGCCGAGUCUGAGAAGAUCGUGCAGGAGGCCCUGGAUCGGCUGAUGAACAACAGGACGACCGUCAUGAUCGCUCACAGACUCUCCACAAUCCGCAACGCGCACUCCAUUGCCGUGAUUCAAGAGGGAACCAUCCUGGAGCAAGGGUCUCACGCCGAACUUUUGUCGAAGAACGGGGGUUACUCCCGUUUGAUCAAUUUACAAAACAAUAGCCAAGACAACGAAUGAUCUGAACGCAGCAUCUCGUAGAAAUGAGCAUCGACACGAACUAACAUAUUGUGAAUCUAAACCUCACCAUCGGCAACCUUCAACCUCCACGACCCUUCGUUGCGAAGGGGAUGAUGCAAUAGUGUACAAUAUGUUCAUACUGUCCGCAGUUGUAAUUAGUCAUCUCUCUUCGCCCGACAGCCAACCUGUCCCGCCCCUUUACGGAGCGCUCUGGAUUCCCCAUCUCCACUGCUUUUCCUUGAGACCAUCUCCAACACCUGUCCUCUAAGCCCCGCUAGUCGAAGAGAAAGAGCUACUUGGUGAUUUUUUUCAACCUUGCCUUGCCUCGUUGAGGUGAGUAACUAGGCUAUACGAAUUCAGCUAAUUGUUGGUCACUUAGCAUCUAUUCAAAGAUGUGUAAUACGCAGGUCCCAAUUGGUUUUUCAAUCUGAAAUUGAACAGACCGAUUUAUAACGCAGGCAUGUGCGUGUGACGUUAGCAAUGUGACGAGUAUUGUCGAUUGAUUAUUGGUCUCACUGCGGAAGAUAUCCGUGCUUGCGUUCUGGUCGUCAGUGUCAAAAGUGACCUUCGAGCAAACAGAGGCGACGAGCCCCCUGUUGAAAUACAAACGGAUUUUGAUCUCCAAGAGUGCAACAGCGCAAGAACGCUAUUAUGAAUCUCUCGUAGUCCACUCAAUGAAAGAGUCACUCUGCGACGAAUCCGAGAUGGACGAGUUCCU
Molecule: messenger RNA, 4954 nt
Organism: Marchantia polymorpha subsp. ruderalis
Lineage: Eukaryota; Viridiplantae; Streptophyta; Marchantiopsida; Marchantiales; Marchantiaceae
Source: the annotation of a GenBank genome assembly